UCUACUUUUAUUCUAUUAGAGUACCCUGGCAGUUCCUCUGGUAAAAUGGACAAGUUUUUGACCUCAUCCCAAAAAGAUCAUGAUACCUCUCCAACAUCAUCAAAUGAACCAUCUUGUUCAAAAUCUGAACCGGAGCCUAAGCGCAAAAAGUGUAUUUCCGCAGUGUGGACACAUUUUGACAAAUUGCAAACCAAACAACUUGCAAAAUGUCAUUAUUGUGGCAAAGAAUAUAAGACAAGCGGAAACACGUCCAACUUGUUAGAGCACUUAAAACGGGCCCACCCUCUUGCCCAGCAAGUUAAUAACGAAACCACGUCUUCUCAGUUAGAGCGAUAUUUUACACGGACAGACGUUUACGGUCCAACAUCUUCCAAAAAGGAAGCAAUUGACAAAGCCAUUGCUGCAAUGGUCGCAACGGAUUUGCAACCAUUUAGCGUUGUCGAAGAUAUUGGACUUAGAAACUUGAUGAGGGUGGUGGACCCUAGAUACGUCAUGCCCUGUCGAAAAACUCUGCGGGACACGCAUAUUAAAAAUAUGAACGAGAGUAUGACGGAGAAAUUGAAGGGCAUUCUUGACUCCGUUGACUCGUGCGCUAUCACAACAGAUGCAUGGACAUCUCGUGCAAAUGUUAGUUAUCUAACUGUAACGUGUCACUUUAUUUUAAAUUUCGAGCUUAAGACGGCAGUGCUAUCUACAAAGCCACUAAUGGAUGAGACAAACCAUUCAAGUCUAAAUAUUGCCAACACAUGGCGUGAAAUAUGCGAUGAGUGGAAAGUGUUCGACAAACUGCACACCAUUGUGACCGACAACGCAGCAUCUAUGAUUAAAGCAUGCUUUAAAUCUGGAAAAUGUGCAAAACGUUUUAAAAAUCACAAAAAGAAUAGUGUCCUAUUUUAA
Messenger RNA from Anastrepha ludens (Mexican fruit fly), 897 nucleotides. Its product is annotated as E3 SUMO-protein ligase ZBED1-like. The transcript has 3 exons. NCBI's taxonomy places the organism in Eukaryota, Metazoa, Arthropoda, Insecta, Diptera, Tephritidae. The coding region runs from base 46 to 897 and encodes 283 amino acids. Gene Ontology annotation, molecular function: DNA binding. The record is from RefSeq and is a predicted model, not a curated record.